Cydia amplana is the source of this 2176-nucleotide messenger RNA. Its product is annotated as eukaryotic translation initiation factor 2-alpha kinase 1-like. Lineage: Eukaryota; Metazoa; Arthropoda; Insecta; Lepidoptera; Tortricidae. Bases 205 to 1938 code for a protein of 577 amino acids. Gene Ontology annotation, molecular function: ATP binding; eukaryotic translation initiation factor 2alpha kinase activity. Gene Ontology annotation, biological process: protein phosphorylation. Gene Ontology annotation, cellular component: cytosol; cytoplasm; nucleus. The record is from RefSeq and is a predicted model, not a curated record. The transcript is spliced from 3 exons.
UUACAAAAACUCUAUGACCAAAUCAGUGUCAUGAUGAAAUUAUUAUGUAGUUAGUGAAUUUGUGUGAAUUGUUUGUGUUUUGUUAUAAUAUGCUCAGGAAAAACUAUGCCUUCUAGCAAAAACUUAUAGUUUUUGCCAUAAAAUGGUAUUCUGUUUCAAACGAAAACUUUGCAAUCAGUACUUGGGUCACAGAACUAAUACAAAAUGGAAACUAAAAAGGACAAAUGGGAGGCUCUCGCCACCGUGAAAGCCUUCGAUUUAGGUUUAAAUCAAAACAGCCAACAUGAGUACAUACUGCACCAGAGUAUGCAACAAGUAGAAAUAGUACAAUCAGCUGCCACCACACCUAUCAGCCUCCUCAUCCAAUCCCUCGUCAAACAGCUCUGUGCACUCCUCGAAAAAGACAUGACCAGAGCAAACCAACUGUACAACACUAUAUGCGAGAAACUGCACAGCAUGCAUCUUAUAGAUGACUCGUACGCUAUGGGAGAGUUUGAGGCCAUGAGGAGCCAAUACCAACGAGCUCUGUACCAGCUAGUUACCGUGGCAACUGGUUCCGAAAUACCAAUAACGAUACCAGCGUCAUGGCCGAUCAAUCAACCAUCUUGCUUAGAAUGGUCCAGAUACCAUAGAGAAUUUGAUGAAUUAUACUACAUCGCUGGCGGAGGUUUCGGUAGCGUUUUCAAAGCCAAACACAGAUUAGAUGGAGUUGAGUAUGCUGUGAAGAAAGUGUUCAUCAAGUCUUGUGACGUCGACUCUAUAAUGACUCAUUUGGCCGAAGUUAAAACGCUGGCUAGUUUGAACCAUCCGAAUAUAGUUAACUACAAAGCUGCCUGGCUUGAACCGAUGAUAGAAUCGAAUGUGACAAAGAAGAAACGUAAAUAUCAAAUGGACAUGGACAGUGAUGAUUUCUCAGCACUCAACUCCAGUUUGCUGUCUUCAAAGCUUAAUUUAGUCAAGUCUUUCAAAACUCAUAACUCUAAGGAACUUACGAAGCAUCACAGUCAGUCCGAUUUCAUUAUUUCCUUCAAAAACUCAAGCAGUCAAGAGCAAUCUGACAAUUCUAUAGAAGAUUUUGACGAAUCCGAGAGUGAUGAUGACUCCGAUUCUCCUCAAGAGGAACAAGCCGUUUGCAAACUUUUCGACAGCAAAGAGUACGAGAACUGCUCCCGAGUAAACUUAAAAUGGGCUACACUGUACAUCCAAAUGACAUUCUGUAAACAAACUCUGAAGCAAUGGCUUGAUGACCGCAACAACCUCAUGUCUACAUCCCGUAAGAGUUCUACCGAUCUGUCUUCAGGCGAUGACUCUGGAUUUGACACAUCCCCGGACACAAAAUAUCCUGUAGCGUGGACACAUAUUGAUGUUCUCAUAGAUAUGUUCACACAGUUGGUGAAAGGGUUAAACUAUAUACACUCUAAAGGUAUAAUCCACCAUGAUGUGAAGCCUUCGAACGUGUUUGUGGCACAGAGUGAGACGGGAGUGCUGGUGCAGCUGGGAGACUUCGGGCUGGCGUGUCCGCUGCAGCAGUCGCACAGUGGAUUAGCGCUGGGUACACACCUGUAUGCAGCUCCUGAGCAGUUGGAGGGACAGUGCAACCCUAAGAGUGACAUGUACAGCCUCGGCAUCAUCCUCCUCGAAAUGAUAGAGCCUUUCAGCACCGACAUGGAGCGAGUGAAGACCAUCACCGACCUACGGAAAGGCCAGAUCCCCGCCCAUCUCACCGCCAACUACCCCAAAAUUGCCCACAUCAUAGGUAAACUAGUCCAACGACGCCCAGCAAAGCGGCUUGAUACUAGACAACUUUUAGAAGAACUUAAGACCCUAUCGGAGAAUAAAGAUGAUACUAUCAAGUCGCUGAGAGAGGAAUUGGCAGCGAAGGAAGAUGAAAUAGCACAGUUGAAGAUGAUGCUGGCUAAAUUCAGUCACAAAUCUUGAAACCUUCGAAACAGCAAUAAGUGUACUUAAGUGUGUGUGUGUGUUAUAUGUAAUCCUGAGUGUGAUCGGAGUGGUUAUGUAGAUUUUUAACUAUGAAUAGAUUGUUAUUGUUAGGUCUGCUAUCUUGCUGCACUGAUGUUGUUUAAGUAAUGAUACUAAUGAUACAGGAUGUUUUUCUACCCUUAGCCAUGUUGUGCAACUGCAACUUGAUUAUAUAAAUCAUGAGGAUUUUACAGAA